CAGGACCUGGCGGACCUGGCGGACCUGGGCGACCUGGGGGACCUGGAGGACCCGGACGACCUGAGGGACCUGGAGGAAGAGUACCUGGAGGACCUGGACGGCCUGGAGGAACACCUGGAGCACGUGGAGGAGGAGCAACUGGAGAACCUGGAGGAGGGGCACCUGGAGGGCCAAGAAGAGCACCUGGAGUGCCUGGGGGAGCACCUGGAGCACCUAGAGGAAGAGGACCUGGAGGGUCUGGAGGAGCACCAUGGAGCGCACGCAGGAGGAACACCUGGAGGGCGUGGAGGAGCACCUGGAGCAUCUGGAGCACCUGGAGCACCUGGAGGAGGGGCACCUGGAGGACCAGGAAGAGCACCUGGAGUGCCGGGAGGAGCACCUGGAGCACCUGGAGGAGGGGCACCUGGAGGGCCAGGAAGAGCACCUGGAGUGCCUGGGGGAGCACCUGGAGCACCUGGAGGAGGGGCACCUGGAGGGCCAGGAAGAGCACCUGGAGGACCUGGAGGUCCUGGAGAAGGACGACCUGGACAGCAAGCAUAUGGAAAACCCGUAACUGUAGUAGGCUCUGGAGGACCUAGAGCACCUGGAGGGUCUGGUGGAGGAGCGCCUGGAGGAUCUUUAGCUGUAGCAGGACCCGGAGCACCUGGAGGACCUACUGGACCUGCUAGCGCAUCUGGAGGAGGAUCUGCUGUUGCCCCUAGAGGAGGACCUGCUGGUGCCUCUGGAGGGGGGCCUGCUGGUGCCACUGGAGGAGGGCCUGCCGGUGCCUCUGGAGGGCUUCCUGGUGCUCCUGGGGGACUUCCUAGGGCUCCUGGAGUACCUGUUGGUGGUCCUGGAGGACCCGGGUCCAUCAGCCCCGCAGGACAAAGUGGAGGCUCAGGUCAUCCAGUCGGCGGGCCUGGACGUGUAGGUCCAAGACCGGUGUUUGCGCCGGGAGGUGGCCCUGGAGGAAUAGGUGUAGUUGGUGCAGGUGGCCGUCCGAGUGGCAGCGCCAGUGCCCUAGGUCGACCCACCAGUGGAGCAGGUCGCCACUCUUAUCAGGGCGCUCCCCAUCCACAUCACCGUUCACACCAGCAUGGGGGCAUCGGCGAUGGUCGCGGCACUUGCGUGCCUUUGGUGUUGUGCCCUCCUCUGGUGGCGAAACCAGAGAUGCUAUACUACAACUGGUGUCGACUGCGGGACGGUUCCCCUGGCAUCAUGUGCUCGUUCAACAGCACACGUCUGCCGGGUGUCAUCAGCGGCCUGAGCCCGCGCUCUUCAGUCGGGACAGGCGCCGGCUCACCGCUGAGCACCAUGCGACCAAUGGACAACCGCCUCAUCGGCGCGCGGGACUUCCGCCGUGCAUCCGAGGACGCCAUGGCCGUCAUAGGCGAAGCGAUGCUCGCCGCCGAGAGAGUCCUUGACAUUCAGGGCAUCACCUCGGCUAAUCUGCUCUCGAUCAACCAGGUCCCCGACCCUAACAGCCCAACGGCGCUGUUCUUCCUGAACGCUCAGUCGAGCAUCGAGGCGCAGGACCUUGGACUGAUGGCACUGCUAGCACUGGCCACCACUCAGAGCCUGGAAAGUGUGGCCCCUGGCCAGGUGGAGGCUGUGCGAAGUCUCGGCAGGGACGGCCCGUCGGCAGCCGCAGAAGCCGCUGUCGCCGCCGUGGCAUCUGGUGCCGUGGUGCAGCCCACGCCCGAAGAGCUGCCGCUGGUUUCGCCCGAGUGUGAGCCCGAGCUGGAAGUGAUCUGUGAGGAAAGUAUCUACCGCACCAUCACCGGCGAGUGCAACAAUCUGCAGCGGCCGCGGCUCGGUCGAUCGCUGACUGGUUUCAAGCGACUUCUGCCCAACACGUACGACGACAACUUGUUCGCCAUCCGAACGAGAGCAGUCCGCGGCGGCACACUGCCCAGCGCGCGGCUGGUGAGCGAGCGCGUGCUGGAAACAAUGUCCAACGAGCUGCGAGAGUUCACGUUGUCGCUGAUGCAGUUUAGCCAGUUCGUCGACCACGACCUGACGCACGCGCUGGUGUUCCGCCUGAGCGAGACUGAAGGCAUCGAGUGUUGCCUGGGCGACGGUACGAUCUUCCCGGCGCCUCCCGUCCACCCUCAGUGCAUUCCGAUUCAGAUCCCACUUGAGGACCCGUUCUAUAGCCCGUUCGGCCAGCGCUGCAUGCCACUGGUUCGCUCUCUGCCGGCGCCGGACCCUGACUGCAUCGCCCGGCCGGCCAAUCCGCUCAACGAGCUCACCGCCUUUCUGGACGCGUCAAACGUGUACGGCAGCCAGCCGAAAGAGUUGGAGGAGCUGCGGGCGUAUCAGGAUGGUCUGAUGCUCACCAGCCCGGGCGACCUACUGCCGAUGACUGGCCCGCCCGGACCAGAGAUGCCCUGUCGUGCCGCAGUCUGCUUCCGUGCCGGCGAUACCAGAGUCAACGAGCAGAGCGGCCUGGCCGUCAUGCACACGGUGUUCGUGCGCGAGCACAACCGGAUCGCGGGGCACCUCAUCAAGCGGUAUCCGACCUGGGGCGACGAGGAGCUGUUCCAGGAGGCCAGACGUAUACUGACAGCCGAAUGGCAGCAUAUCAUCUACAACGAGUGGCUGCCUGCCGUCGUGGGCUUUGAUUAUGCCGACGAGCACGGUCUUCUGCCUCUGCAGUCCGGAUUCUCUAACUAUUAUGAUGCAGACAUAGACCCCAGCAUGUCCAACUCGUUUUCUACUGCCGCUUUCCGGUUUGGCCACACCUUGGUGCGGGACAUGUAUGACUUGCUAGACGCAAACGGGCAGGUGUUCCGCGUUGUCAAUGUCACGACGACCUUUUUUGAGCCGACUGUGGUGGCGGACAGCUUGGUAGGUCACGCUCGUACACUAGUCGCCCGUCGGUCCGAGACAUUCGACACCAAGGUGGCAGCAGCCGUACACGAACAGCUCUUCACUACCAACUUCUUGCACGGCCUGGACCUCCUUGCUUUGAACAUUCAGCGGGGUCGAGAUCAUGGGACUCCCACCUACGCGCAGGUAGUCGAGGCCUGUGGACUUGUGCAGGUGCACUACUGGGGCGACCUCCAUCGACUGAUGCAUUCAAGUGUGAUCGACAAGCUUCGCGCCGUCUAUGACCACCCCGGAGAUGUCGACCUCUUCAUCGGCGGAGUGGCUGAGCGGCGAGCCCCUGGUGCCCAAGUGGGCCCAACCUUCCAGUGCCUGAUUGCACAGCAGUUCUUCGACCUACGCUUUGGAGACCGCUUCUUCUAUGACAAUGGUGGUCUCCCCCACAGCUUCACGGCCCUCCAGCUGAAGGAGAUCCGGAAGAGCAACUGGGCCCGCCUUCUGUGUGACACGCUCGGUCCUGAGUUCGUAAAUGACUUCACCAAGGUUCAGCCGCUAGCUUUCCUGACCACCCUUGGUCGCAAUCAAGUGCUCAGCUGCAAUACGUUGGCGAUCCCACACGUAGAUUUGACGGCGUUCUGAUGUGCUGUUGAUAUUGUAGUCACGUACACUAAAUGUCACUGAAUAAUGUUAGGGUGUCGUUUUAAACCCGACUGUGUUGAAAACAACUAACGCCCCGUCCAUUCAUCUAUGAUUUAGUUGAGUCCUGUGGCCCAGAAGUCUUGCCUUGCUCUCAUGGUUCAGAAAGCGACACCAGGCAUAAGAAAGGCAUGAUGUUAGAGCUCUGGGCCUGUGUGAUUUAGGUGGCGAUACCCUGGCCUCAACUCGUGAAUGGCUGUGCUUCAGCAGGUUUGGAAGCGGAUUGUAUUGAAUUCGCCAACACAAGGCAGCAGUGAUGCUCAGUCCGACACGGUCUGCCAGGCCUGACAGAUCCCAGGAUGACGGAUUUAUAGCAUGAUAAAUGAUGAUGGGUUGAGUGAAAACGCGUAUGGUUUGUGCCAACUGAGCAGAACGUUAUCGAAAUAAACCUGUG
Pollicipes pollicipes is the source of this 3898-nucleotide messenger RNA. Its product is annotated as peroxidase-like protein. The transcript has a single exon. Lineage: Eukaryota; Metazoa; Arthropoda; Thecostraca; Pollicipedomorpha; Pollicipedidae. The annotation marks the transcript as partial. Gene Ontology annotation, biological process: response to oxidative stress. The record is from RefSeq and is a predicted model, not a curated record. Gene Ontology annotation, molecular function: heme binding; peroxidase activity.